CCCAGGUGUUUUUCCAUUUUGUAAGUUUUGUUAAGUUAGCUUGUCAUUUUUGUCCACCAUGUUUGUAAUGUUUGUAUGUUUAAAAAACAAUCGGGUUGACUUUUGGACGAAGCCCCUCUAUAUAGGGAUGGAGCCUCCAAAGUCAACCCAGUUGUUUUUUCGUUUUGUAUGGUUUGUAUUGUUUGUCGGUCUAGUUUGCACAGUUCGUAUGUUUUGUAUUGUUUGUAAAUAUGUUUGUAUGUUUUGUCGUUUUAGUUUGUAAUGUUUGUAUAUUUGUUUUGUUUAUUCUGUUUACAAGUCCGGUUUGUAUACUUCGUAAUUUUCAUAAUACCCAAACUACCCCUAUUAUUAAUCAAAAAGUCCUUCCCACUUUUUAACCGUCAGAUUGGCGUGUCCAAAUCUAAAGGUCAGGAGGGGGUUAGUCAAGUGACUAAGGACCCCCUCUUAGUCAUGGGAUCCCGCCCCCUCGGCCCACCGUGGUGUCAGUGCCCUGUAAUUUCAUAGCAACAAACUUGUUUGAACUCUCAUGCAAAGUAUGCAACAAUGCUUGUCUAUUUCUGAUGUUUGAAGGGAAAGGUAGAGAUAUUCUACCUUAACACUGCAGAGACUGGACCAUGAGGUUUCGCUGUCGCUGAGAACAAAAGACGUUCCCUGCAUACUGUCAAGUGCAUAAACGACCUAGUUAUGCCCCUAAAUAAUGGUAGCUAAAGCUAAUACAAACGCAACAUAUUGCGACGAAGAUAAAUGCAGAAAGCUAGCAACUGCACGAAAUUGACUGUUAAGCCCACUACAUCUCCAUAAAAGGCAUAAUUGUCGGAAUUAUAUGUGCAUUUCUAAUAUACAAAGUAUGUCAGCUUUAUUACCAUAACCGAUUUGAAACGACAACACUAAAGGGCUAAAUUUAGAUGACCAAAUCAUGUGUGGACAUGCCAUGGGAUGCCAAAUUAGUAUAAAUAAAUUCCUAUUGAAGUUCUUGACUUUUCGUACGAGUUCAAUUGAUACGAUGGAUUUGUAUUAUUUUCUCAACAUAUAAAAUUUUAACGCUUAUCGACCCAUUUGAAAGUUCUCCAAAGAAAGUCAUUUGUCUCCAUCACAACUAAGUAAACAACGAAUCUUUUUAAGUAUUGAUACAACAUUUUAUUUAGAUCGGAAAAGCUUUUACGCGUACUAAUUUUCCGGCCAACAGGUUGGGUCCAAACUAGUUCAACCAAGGUGUCUGUCUCCACCUCUUCUUCCUCCCCCCCCCCCCCCCCCCCCCAAUUCCACAAAAAAAGUAGAGAAGUAGUGAAAACGAGAGGAUGAAGAGCGCACUCUGUUGAUGUGAAGGAAGUUUGACUAAUCGGGUCGAAACUGUUCCGAGCGAUCAUUGUUCGGACCGAAACGAACCAAACCAUAAUGUAAUUCGGCUCGGAAUCGAUUGCGUAUUUUUGCUCUUCCCGGCUGAUUUUAAUCAUGUUUGAUUCGGUUUCCCUCGUAACCGAACCGAGUACCAACCACUAACCCAGCCCACGGGCCACGUCUUUAUCCCUUAUCUGUCGUUAGUACUACUCCAACCCAUUAACCAAUCAACGUAUUCCACGCGUGACGCGUCCCCCGACAACCGAUUCUUCCCCGUAUAUAGUUUCGUCAUCUUCUCAUCGCCGUCUCGGUCGCCUUCAAACCUUUUCGCCCCUUUCUCUCCUCUGCGAUUAGGGUUUCCGUAAUCUGUUUCGUUACGCCUAGAUCUCGCCCUUCCUUCCGAUUAAGGCUAUACGCGUCUCCGCCCUUCGCCCACCUGGAAAACAUGAUGCAGCAGCCGGGAGCUGGAGUCGCACCUCAGAUGGCUGCGUCGGAUCCGCAGUAUCAGCAGCAACAGUGGAUGAUGCAGCAACAGCACCAUCCGGUUCCUCCUCCGGCCGGAUGGACUCCGCCACCUGUCCCGCCGCCGACUCAGUACGGUGCUCCCCAGCCCGCUGGUGCUGGUGCGGGGGCUGAUGAGAUCAAAUCGUUGUGGAUUGGGGAUUUGCAGCCGUGGAUGGACGAGACUUAUCUUAUUAGCACCUUUUCUGGCACUGGAGAGGUUGUUUCUACUAAGGUUAUCCGCAACAAGCAAACAAAUUUGCCUGAGGGAUAUGGCUUUAUAGAGUUUGUCAGUCAUGCAGCAGCCGAGAGGAUCUUGCAGACUUACAACGGGACCCCAAUGCCAAACUGUGAGCAGAGUUUCCGGAUGAAUUGGGCUACCCUGGGUGCUGGUGAGAGGCGUCAGGAUGAUGGUCCGGAAUAUACCAUUUUUGUUGGAGAUUUGGCAGCCGAUGUGAAUGAUUACCUGCUUCAAGAGACAUUUAAGAAUGUGUACUCCUCUGUGAAAGGGGCAAAAGUUGUCACUGAUAGGGCCACUGGACGUUCCAAGGGAUAUGGGUUUGUGAGGUUUGGUGAGGAGGGUGACCAAAUGCGGGCAAUGGUUGAGAUGAACGGCCAAUACUGCUCCAGUAGGCCCAUGCGGAUCGGCCCUGCUGCUUCAAAAAAACCUGUUGCCCAACAAUUUCAAACUGCUACUUACCAGAAUGCUCAAGGGAGUCAGGGCGAGAAUGAUCCAAAUAACACUACUAUAUUUGUUGGUGCUCUGGAUCCCAGUGUAUCAGAUGAUGUUUUGAGAUCAGUAUUUGGUAAAUAUGGUGAGUUAGUCCAUGUGAAAAUUCCUCCUGGGAAGCGUUGUGGAUUUGUUCAGUUUGCUAAUAGAUCCUCUGCAGAGCAAGCACUACAGAUGUUGAAUGGAACUCAGUUAGCUGGACAGAGUAUCCGACUAUCUUGGGGACGUAGCCCGUCGAACAAGCAGGCUCAACCAGAGCAGAACCAGUGGAACGGCGGUGGUGGAUAUUACGGAUAUGCUCAAGGAUAUGAUGCAGCAGCAGCAUAUGGUUAUGCAGCCGCUCCACAAGAUCCUAGCAUGUACUAUGGAGGUUAUCCUGGCUAUGGAAACUACCAGCAGCCAGGAGCUUACCAACAGCCGGGACAGGUUUAUCAGCAGCCACAGCAGUGAUUUCUAAACCACCGUUUGGCAUCCAUUGCCAAACUCAGAGCAGAGAGGACCAUCUGCGGGGCUUUGCCGUGGCUAUGGAUGUGAGGUCCUUGCGUUUCACCAAUUGACAGUGUCCCUAUUGGGUUGGCGCUGGGCUUUCGUGCUGCUGCUUUCUAUUAGAGGCUGUUAGGUUCUUUACGACGAUGAUCAGUGUACUGUGCAGAUACUGUGUUGUAAUGCCUUGAUGUUUGUGGAGGUUGUGUACUGCCCCCUAAAGGAUUGUUUGCUUUCUACUUUGUGGAAUUCUGUUUAACUGCGUCAAUGUCUAUCAUGGCAUGUCUUCAUACUCCUAGCAAAUUGGUAAUCAUGCUCCUUUCUCAUUCUCGUCAAAUUGAUGGAGUAGUGAGGUUUCUGAUCGCUAAUCUCAUGAACUAGUUUCAAGAUGUGGAAUGUUGAUUGGUGCCGAAAGCUGAGGAACGAUCAUUACCAUGGAACUGUGGUCUUCUUAAGAUCAAUGAGGUUAUGCAUGGUAACAUUGUACCCUGUUUGUCGAUUUAGCCAGCAUUUGUAAAGUUGCAGUCGCAAUCUUAACCAGAGUUGCAAAGUUGCCUAUCUGUUAUUGGUGCAUGGCGUCCAAAAGCUUCAGUUCCAGAGCUUCUUGCUCCGCUAGAGAAAUGGAGUCGUCUAGUACACUUUCUUUCUUUCCUCUAGUUUCACCAUCAUCAUCAUUACCACAAUAUAUUCGAUUCAGUAUAGUUUGGUCUGAUGCGGUCUAUUACGGACCAAACGUUGCACACCCCUAUCCAUACUUAAGGGGGAAAAAAGGAUUCUAGCGUCCCAAUCUUCAACCACCAGGUCUCCUACGACGAUCACAGUCCUUUCACUACUGGUGUUGGACUCCUGGCCACCGCUAGUUGUGACUAGCAAUCCCACCAAGUUGUCCGUCUCCACCUCUUCUUCUUCUUCCUCCUCCUCCUCCUCCUCCGACGCACCACCUUUAUUGCCAUAGAGAAAGUAUAGAAGUAGUGAAAAUGAGAGGACGAAGAGUGUUGCGCUCCGUUGAUGUGAAGGAUGUUCGGCUAAUUGAUCUAAACUAUUCUGAACCCAGCAUUGCUCGUAUCGAAAUUAAUCAAACCAAAAUGCAAUUCGGCUCGAAAUUGAUUGCAUAUUUAUGCUCUUUCGGUUGAUUUCAAUCAUAUGUUUGGUUCGGUUUUUUAGGGAGUCGGACCGAGUACCAACCGCUAAUCCAGCCCAUAAACUUGUAAGCCCACGUUCCUUAUCCCUUAUCUGCCGUUAGCGCUACCCCAACCCACUAACCAAUCAACGUAUUCCACGCGU
Molecule: messenger RNA, 4336 nt
Organism: Linum trigynum
Lineage: Eukaryota; Viridiplantae; Streptophyta; Magnoliopsida; Malpighiales; Linaceae
Source: the annotation of a GenBank genome assembly